This is a messenger RNA of Stylophora pistillata, 2152 nucleotides long. Its product is annotated as XK-related protein 8-like. Gene Ontology annotation, cellular component: membrane. The record is from RefSeq and is a predicted model, not a curated record. NCBI's taxonomy places the organism in Eukaryota, Metazoa, Cnidaria, Anthozoa, Scleractinia, Pocilloporidae.
AUGUCCUCUCCGCAAGUAAACUUGAGAUGGUACGAUUACUUUCUGUUUUUAGUUGGAAGUAUCUUGAGCUUUGCUGAUCCAAUCACCGACAUUCUCACGCUACUCGAAUUCUACAGGGUAGGACAUAAGGUUUGGUUUGGUGUAGGUCUAUUGUUUUUUAUUUUGCCAUGUUUCGCUUUCGCCUUCCUGAUAAUGUAUUCUCGAGGAAAUUGUGGACAGGCAAUAAUCUGCGGCUUACACCCAUUUGGUGCCGCAUUUGCUAGACUACGAGGCUUUCUCCUGUUUAUGAAGCCCAACAGUGAUGACUCUGAUCAAAUACUUAACGAUAUCGAAUCCGUUACUUUCUACGAAGCAGUUCUUGAAUCCGCACCCCAGUGUACGAUCCAGCUGUACGCCAUUAGCGUUCAAGACGAGCCAGUCGCGAGUAUUCAAAUAAUUUCUCUACUAGUCUCUUUUCUAAGCCUAGCUUGGACGUUCACAAGCGCUGACAAAAUGUUGCACGGGUCCGUUAUUGCCACCCUAAGAGCAAAACAUAGAGCAGGACUUUUUGUAGUAAAUGUGCUCCACUUGAGAAGUCGCUUGCUAGCCGUCUGUAUUUUUACCGUCAAAUUCAAGUGGUGGGUUAUGGCUUUCCUUAUAUCUCAUGCUUUGGUGAUAGAGGCAGUUUCUGUUACCUGGUUGGGGCAGAAAUGCAACUGCACCUUCGAAUUCGGAAAAGCAAUCUUAACGCUUUUCAAGUUUUGCACCCACUGGUUAAGAGACGAUGUUUCAAGACACGAGGAGCUGUAUGAGUUACGACAUAGGUCACACAUGAAAGCAAUAAUCCUAGUCUCUAAUGUUCUGUAUGUGAUAGAAAACUUCGUGAUGAUCUUUUUUCACUAUCGCAACAACCACUCCAACACCUGGUUCUCGUUGCCUGCAAUCGUCGUGGUGUGCUUGUUCAGCGUGCUUGGUGCAAUUUUGAGAGUUAUUGUGUUUCGCUCUCUACUUAAAGAAAAUGCUGUCUACCCAGAAACUUUGAAUAGCGAUAAUACAGAUCGUAAUAACAAUUCAUGAAACAACUCUAUCGGUUUCUAUCAUGGCUACUAACUUGACAUUCGCUCUAAAGCUGGAUGACACCUUUAUCAGUUUAUCAGCUGAAGUCUUAGAAGACAAUCUAUAGAGUAUCUUGUUACUCAUGCAGAGGUCUACCAACCCUAACCUAUAGACAGACUCCAUGGAUUCCACUUCCCUGUCUGAAGCAACAACUUACGGAAAUUGUACCACAUUUACCUGAUGUUAUGACGUUUAGAAAAUUGAGAUAGAAUAUUUCAAAAUGAUCGGAAAAUCUAAAUCAGCAUUAACAAACUAUUAAAGGGAUUAUGUGCGAUGUACAACGGACAAAAGUUUGAGAAAUGGAAUAAAACGUAAAAAACGCAAACAAAAACAAAACAGGACAUACAUUCAAGCCACGGUUUAUUUAACUUUUCUAUCAUGAUGUGAAAUACAGUAGAAAACAGCAACAUAUAUAUAUCUAGGAAGUCUGUCUUUCGAGUUUUUCUUAGUACAGUGCUCGAUACAUAAAAGUAGAGCGGGAUAUUUGAUGAGUUAGUGAAAUAACAAGACUACACUUUGGUCCCUACAAGCCUUUUACGUGAUUACUCACUCUUCAGGGGAUUUUAAUGAUAAAAAUAUUCGUAACCAUCGUUUCUAAACUAUAACAUUUGUAUAAUAGGCGUGGUGGUAAAUUUAAAUUUAAACACCUUCUCAUGAGUUGUUACGCAGAACGCUAUGUUUCUGUGGCGGCACGAGGAAACAAGUUCGUUAUGUUUCUUGAGUGAUGACAAGUCAGUGAGGCAGAUAUUUUUCUCUGAGGCAGAGGUUGCAUCUUUCAUAACAGCUAGUUUGUAGUCAGUUCCUCUCUGUUUGCUUCCAGUAGGUUACACGUUGGUGUUCCUAGUGCUAGUCUCACCUUAAAUUGGUCUAAUUGCAGUCAGCCUUUACUAUUUUGAAAAUCACCUAGAUUUUCAGCAACGUUUAGCUUUCACUAGUUUACUGGUACUCCAGGAGAAACAAUAUGAGAAAUGUACAAUUACCAAAGCAACUAAUCAAAACAAAAGAUUCGAUUUUAAUUUAAAACCUUUAAAAUUUCUAAGAUGCAUUUACACUUUGG